AUGGCACCACCGCCCGAGCCGGCAGAGAGCGCCGCCUGCGCUCGCAGCGCAUCAAUCAUUAACCGGCGCGGCUGGGGAGGCGGGCACAGAACAGGAGCCGGCAUCCCGUUCUGCCGCGGGGGACUCGGGGCCCCAAGCCGGGCAGGGUCUCGGUCUCCUCCAGCGGCAGGGGCUGAAUUACCGCCAGGCUGGGCUCCUCUGCAGGAGGAGCUGCCGCCGCGCGUCGGCUGGGGCGAUGCUGCCACUGCUGCAAUGAGUGAUGCUGGCUGGGGGCGGAGGAGGAGAAGCACAAAUCCACUGCAAUUCCUCCUCCGGCGGCAGCGGGGAAAGCGGCUUUUCCUUCGCCGGAUCACAUCGCCAGCCCCGCUCCAGCUCCGGGGCCCCAAAGACGCCCUGUCCUGCCCCCACCGCCACCCGCGCAGAGGAGCAGCGCUGCGGCGGGCCGAGGGGGCUGGGGAGGGGGGCAGCAUGCCUGGAGGCCGGACAGCAAAGGACCAGGCGCCUCCCCCUCCUCCCUCUGCCCCCCUGCUGCGCUGGGACGAGGUGCCCGAUGACUUCGUGGAGUGCUUCAUCCUGUCGGGCUACCGGCGGCUGCACUGCAGCGCCCAGGAGUGCCUGGCCUCGGUGCUGCAGCCCACCAACGAGACGCUCAACUUCUGGACCCACUUCAUCCCCCUGCUGCUCUUCCUGAGCAAGUUCUGCCGGCUCUUCUUCCUGAGCGGGGCCGGCGAGCUGCCCUUCCACCACCCGCUCCUGCUGCCCCUCUGGUGCUACGCCUCGGGCGUCCUGCUCACGUUUGCCAUGAGCUGCACGGCCCAUGUGUUCAGCUGCCUCUCGCUGCGCCUGCGCGCUGCCUUCUUCUACCUGGACUACGCCUCCAUCAGCUACUACGGCUUCGCCAGCACCGUGGCUUAUUCCUACUACCUGCUGCCCGGCCUGCGCCUGCUGGACGCGCGGGCCAUGAGCCGCUAUCUGCAGCAGCGUCUGGGCUGGCAGCUGGACUGCAGCCUCCCCAUUGCCCUCUACAGCGCCCUGGUGCUGCCGGUGGCCUUCGUGCUGGCCGUCACCUGCACCGUGGCGUGCUGCAAGAGCCGCUCCGAGUGGUGCGCCUACCCCUUCGCCAUCCGGACCUUCGUCUUCGCCAUGCCCCUCAGCAUGGCCUGCCCCAUCAUGCUGGAGAGCUUCCUCUUCGAUCUGCGCGGGCAGAACCCCACCCUCUUCCUCUACUUCUACAGGCGCUACUUCUGGCUCCUGGUGGCCGCCUUCUUCAACAUCAGCAAGAUCCCCGAGAGGAUCCAGCCAGGGUUGUUUGACAUCAUCGGGCACAGCCACCAACUCUUCCACAUCUUCACCUUCCUCAGCAUCUAUGACCAGAUGUACUAUCUAGAAGAAGGGCUGCUGCAGUUCCUCAAAUCCCCACCUGCCUCCCCUACCUUCCUAGGCACCAUCGGAUAUAUGCUGCUCUUAAUGCUUUGCCUGGGAAUGGUCAUAAGGAAAUUUUUGAACGUUGCAGAUCUCUGCAAACAGGACUAGCCGGCCAGGUAUAUUUAUUCCUAUUGUGAUUCCUGUUCCUAUUCUUUUUAGAGGAUGCUGCAAAAUUUAAGUUAAAGGUACAAAGGAA
Chelonoidis abingdonii (Abingdon island giant tortoise) is the source of this 1621-nucleotide messenger RNA. It is a transcript of the gene PAQR9, whose product is annotated as progestin and adipoQ receptor family member 9. Lineage: Eukaryota; Metazoa; Chordata; Testudines; Testudinidae. Gene Ontology annotation, molecular function: signaling receptor activity. The record is from RefSeq and is a predicted model, not a curated record. Gene Ontology annotation, cellular component: membrane.